Oncorhynchus gorbuscha (pink salmon) is the source of this 1275-nucleotide messenger RNA. Its product is annotated as thioredoxin-like. The record is from RefSeq and is a predicted model, not a curated record. The annotation marks the transcript as partial. The transcript is spliced from 4 exons. Gene Ontology annotation, molecular function: protein-disulfide reductase activity. NCBI's taxonomy places the organism in Eukaryota, Metazoa, Chordata, Actinopteri, Salmoniformes, Salmonidae.
GUGUGUGUGUGUGUGUGUGUGUGUGUGUGUGUGUGUGUGUGUGUGUUUCCCAGGAGGGCUUCGACAAGGCCCUGGAGGAGGCAGGAGGUAAGCUGGUGGUGGUGGACUUCACAGCCACGUGGUGCGGCCCCUGUCAGAGCAUCGCUCCUUUCUUCAAGGGUCUGUCUGAGAAUUAUCAGAGUGUGGUCUUCCUGAAGGUUGACGUGGACGACGCACCGGAUGUGGCCAGUUUCUGUGACAUCAAGUGUAUGCCAACAUUCCACUUCUACAAGAACCAGAAGAAGGUGGAGGAGUUCUCAGGGUCCAAUCAGGCCAAACUGGAGGAGCUGGUCAACACUCACAAAUAAACACACACCCGUCUGUCUCCUCUCCUCUCUUUCACCUGUCUCAAUUCACCUGAGGACGCCCCAAAGCCUUCCACCCUGUCCUCAACUGAUUUGACAGGAUGCCUGAAUGCCUUCCACCCAAUCCUCCCUUUCUCUUCCCCCAAUCUACAUAGAAUCUGCCUUCCACCCAAUCCUCCCUUUCUCUUCCCCAAUCUACAUAGAAUCUGCCUUCCACCCAAUCCUCCCUUUCUUUCCCCCAAUCUACAUAGAAUCUGCCUUCCACCCAAUCCUCCCUUUCUCUUCCCCCAAUCUACAUAGAAUCUGCCUUCCACCCAAUCCUCCCUUUCUCUUCCCCCAAUCUACAUAGAAUCUGCCUUCCACCCAAUCCUCCCUUUCUCUUCCCCCAAUCUACAUAGAAUCUGCCUUCCACCCAAUCCUCCCUUUCUCUUCCCCAAUCUACAUAGAAUCUGCCUUCCACCCAAUCCUCCCUUUCUCUUCCCCCAAUCUACAUAGAAUCUGCCUUCCACCCAAUCCUCCCUUUCUCUUCCCCAAUCUACAUAGAAUCUGCCUUCCACCCAAUCCUCCCUUUCUCUUCCCCCAAUCUACAUAGAAUCUGCCUUCCACCCAAUCCUCCCUUUCUCUUCCCCCAAUCUACAUAGAAUCUGCCUUCCACCCAAUCCUCCCUUUCUCUUCCCCCAAUCUACAUAGAAUCUGCCUUCCACCCAAUCCUCCCUUUCUCUUCCCCCAAUCUACAUAGAAUCUGCCUUCCACCCAAUCCUCCCUUUCUCUUCCCCAAUCUACAUAGAAUCUGCCUUCCACCCAAUCCUCCCUUUCUCUUCCCCCAAUCUACAUAGAAUCUGCCUUCCACCCAAUCCUCCCUUUCUCUUCCCCCAAUCUACAUAGAAUCUGCCUUCCACCCAAUCCUCCCUUUCUCUUCCCCCAAUCUACA